Ochlerotatus camptorhynchus is the source of this 3629-nucleotide messenger RNA. RefSeq names its product ftz transcription factor 1 (gene ftz-f1). The record is from RefSeq and is a predicted model, not a curated record. The transcript has 10 exons. Gene Ontology annotation, biological process: regulation of transcription by RNA polymerase II; hormone-mediated signaling pathway; tissue development. NCBI's taxonomy places the organism in Eukaryota, Metazoa, Arthropoda, Insecta, Diptera, Culicidae. Gene Ontology annotation, molecular function: zinc ion binding; nuclear receptor activity; RNA polymerase II cis-regulatory region sequence-specific DNA binding. Gene Ontology annotation, cellular component: RNA polymerase II transcription regulator complex. Bases 280 to 2781 code for a protein of 833 amino acids.
GUCAUUCAGUCAAGUGCUACCUGAUGGAAUCGGGCUAACUAAGAAGUGUCUCGCGUGCGUACUCGAAUCGUUAGUACAAAGAUCCAAAGUGUUCAACCCAAAUCCGUAGCGAAAUUUUGAAAAAUCUCCCCCCUACAACAUAACGUAGAGCAAAGUGUUCAAAUCGAAGCAGUGAAAGUAAAAAAAAAGCCAGUAGAAUUAUUUACCGUUAACCCGUGAAGCUACGAAGAAGAUUCUGUGAAAUUGUGAACCUAUAGUAAGAAGAUAAGUGAAGCAACCAUGCACGAAGAAGCCUCAUCGACGGCCAGUUCUUCCACCAAACCGACCAACAUCAUCUACGCUAACAUCAAUGGCGGAGGGGGUGGCGGGGGUGGCAGCGCCAUAUCCGGCGGGGGUGGUGCAACCCAUCUUAACGGAAAUCUCCUGAUAACAACAACACCAACCGUCCAGGACGCAUCCUCUUCCCUGUACGAGUUGGUCCAUCAGCAGCAGCAGCAUCAUCAUCAACAACCUUCUUUCCACCAACACCAUCACCAUCAACAACAACAACAACAGCAGCAGCAGCAGCAGCACCAUCAACAGGUCAUGACAUCGACCCAACCAAUCCAUUCAACCAAAAUCAUCAUCACCAACCAGCCCCUAAUCAGUACCACCACCACAACUAGUCCGGUAGAGGUUCGCCCCAUACAGCAUCACACCAUACAACAACAGCAGCAGCAGCAAGCCCAACUCCACCAACAUCAACAUCACCUCGUUCAAUCAACAUCGUGCUCAUCGGGCAAUGCUCCGACUUCCUCCGGAACGACGACUACGACCACUACCAUCGUCAUCAACACGGAAGAGUCAUCCCCGUUUGACGCCGCUGCUGCUGCUGUUUCCAUUCUGGAUUCCGAACCAGGAACAUCCACCGGACUGAUGUCCGACACGGUGGCAGCGGCUGCAGCCGCACUGAUCGAUCUGCAUCCGUCGUCCUCGUGCAGUUCGGCUUCACCCAGUGCUGGAAACAUUGGUGGUGGUGGUGCUGACGUGGUUCACCUACAAGAACUGGGAGUAGCAACGACGACCACCAGCAGCAACGGAACGGCUUCAACGUCGUCAACAUCGGCUUCAUCGUCAGCGGAAGGAGGAGUGGCGCUGCAUGAGCCCAUCGAAAUUAAAAUUCCAUCGGAGGGGUCCUAUGCCGAGGGAUCCGAUGGUGGCUACCACGACAACAUCUCCCAAACGCAGUCGAAUUAUCUCGCGAUCCCCCCGUCAGAACUGUGCCCGGUGUGCGGUGACAAAGUUUCAGGCUACCACUACGGACUGCUGACGUGCGAAUCGUGCAAGGGCUUCUUCAAGCGAACCGUCCAGAACAAGAAGGUCUACACCUGCGUCGCCGAGCGGCAGUGUCACAUCGACAAGACCCAGCGCAAGCGCUGCCCGUACUGUCGCUUCCAGAAGUGUCUCGAAGUCGGCAUGAAGCUAGAAGCUGUUCGAGCCGAUCGGAUGCGUGGUGGAAGGAACAAGUUCGGACCCAUGUACAAACGCGAUCGGGCGCGAAAGCUUCAAAUCAUGCGACAGCGACAGUUGGCCAUCCAAGCCUUGCGGGGGUCUAUCGGUGGCGGCGUCGGCAUCGGUCAGCUCGGUUCGGACGGUGCCUCGGCGCAACUGCAGGGCAUCGACUACCACCAGCCGUACUCCAACAUGCACAUCAAGCAGGAAAUCCAAAUACCGCAGGUGUCCUCGUUGACGUCCUCACCCGAUAGCUCACCUAGUCCGAUCGCCAUUGCGUUAGGUCAAGUAAACCCGCAGACGACGAUAUCGCUGAGCAGUGGCGUUGGAGGCAACGGCAGCAGUGGAGGUGGCGGUGGUGGCGGAGGUGGAGGCAGCAACAACAGUUCCGGUGCGGGCACCGGUGGUUCCAACUCGACGUCCUCGGCAAUCCAGAACCAGCUCUCGGAAGCCAAGCUAUGGAUGAGCGCCAACUCGACGACCGCCUCGCCACAUUCGCUAAGUCCCAAAGCGUUCAGCUUCGACAGUGGAACGAAUCCCACCAGUACGGCCGAUUCGGGCAAUCCAGCGGACACGUUAAGGGUUUCGCCGAUGAUUCGCGAUUUCGUACAAUCGAUCGACGAUCGGGAGUGGCAGACGUCGCUGUUUUCGCUGUUGCAGAGCCAAUCCUACAAUCAGUGUGAAGUGGAUCUCUUUGAGCUGAUGUGCAAAGUAUUAGACCAAAAUCUGUUUUCCCAGGUGGACUGGGCGCGGAAUACGAUAUUCUUUAAGGAUUUGAAGGUGGACGACCAGAUGAAGCUGCUGCAGAACAGCUGGUCCGACAUGCUGGUGCUGGAUCACAUCCACCAGCGGUUACACAACGGCCUGCCGGACGAAACCACCCUGCACAAUGGGCAAAAGUUUGAUCUCUUAGGUUUAGGGCUGCUGGGCGUGCCGAGCCUGGUCGAGCACUUUAACGAGCUGCAAAACAAGCUGCAGGAGCUCAAGUUCGACGUCGGCGACUACAUCUGCAUGAAAUUCCUGCUGCUGUUGAAUCCUGUAGAAGUACGGGGGAUCACCAACCGGAAAACGGUGGUCGAAGGCUAUGAGAAUGUGCAAGCAGCGCUGCUGGAUUACACCCUCACCUGUUAUCCGUCGGUGCCUGAUAAGUUUAGUAAGUUGCUCAGUAUUAUUCCGGAAAUCCACGCGAUGGCCACCCGAGGCGAGGAGCACCUGUACAUUAAGCACUGUGCCGGCAGUGCGCCUUCCCAGACGCUAUUGAUGGAGAUGCUGCACGCCAAGCGGAAAUGAAGUCACCGGCGUCGUCGUCUUUCUUAGUUAUUGUGAUCGCCAUGGGCGUUGGGAGCAUAGCACUAGAAGCAGUGGGAAGGUUGCCUAGGGGUUUAAGUUAGCAGCGAAAACACCAACUCCUUACCACUCAAUCCAGCCAAUCGGAGACAAACCAACAAAAACACCUUCGAAGAUGAUGUGAACGAUGUGUGGAUAGCAGAAGCAGAAAUGUGUUCUUUUCGUUUCUUGAUAAAUGAGUACUUUAGUUGCAUCGAGCGAAGCGAAUGUUCCAUGCCUUCUUGUUAAACUACUUUGUAAUAAUUUAACAGUUAACUAAGGCGUCCAUUUUGAGCGAAAGGUGUGAAUAGUCCCCGACCUGAAGCGAAAAAUCGUGAAAAAUCCGUACCAUAACUCGUAAAAUGGAGCAGCAAGCCAUACAGCCAACGCGUCUGUGUGCGAUUCAACCACUCUUUAAAAAGUGCACUACAACUACUACUACUACACAAGUUGGAGAAAACAAUGACGUUACCAUUUCAUCUCAGCGAUUUAAAUUUUAAUUCUACAGUAAAUUGUGAAACCAGCAAACGUGUAAUAGUCGUCAGUUCAAAAACAAAAAUCAAUUACCCGAUGAAUCUAAUGCAAAAACAGAAACAGUGUGUCAAACAAUGACCACGAAUCAAAGUUCUCAAAACAGAAACGGACAAAACAACAGAUUACCGCAGAUUGCAACUCUCAACGUGACACUAGGAACAUGUUUAAAAUCUUAAAAUCAAAUAGAAUAUAUACAAACCCAAACGCAAAAAAAAAACCAACAUACAGAACGUAAAACAAAGGAUCUAAAACUAAGUGUUCAAUAAAUGUUAAAUCAA